AUGUCUGAGUCUGAGAGUGAGUAUUCUUCAUCUUCUUCGUCUUCAACAUCAGAAAAAUUUGUUGAAUGGCUUCUUGAUGAUUCUUCCUCCAAACUCACUACCMACUAUGUUGCCUUACAAAAACAACAAAUAGCAGAUGCAACUUCUACGUCAAAACGUAAAAAGAAGAAAAGAAGAAAUAUAGAAAGAAAGCGUGAAGAUGGAGAUCGACGUUUGUACGAAGACUUCUUUUCUGAGAAUCCGACAUACAAUGAUGAUAUAUUUCGACGUAGAUUUCGGAUGCGGAGACCAUUAUUUCUUCGCAUAGUUGAAGCAUAUGGUGUAGCUGCAGAUGCCGUUGAUGAAUAUUUACGAAUUGGUGAAACUACAACAAUAAAAUGUGUUAAGAAGUUUGUACGAGCUAUUAUUGCAGUGUUUGGGGACGAGUAUUUACAAAGACCAAAUGUCGCUGACCUUCAACGAUUACUUUAUAUUGGGUACCAACGCGGUUUUCCAGGCGCAUUAAAUGAUAUCAAUGUGUUAGAUCGAUCUCCCAUCUUCCACGAGGUCUUAGAAGGGAAAGCACCAGAGGUAAAUUUCUCUGUUAAUGGUAACAACUAUAGUUUAGGAUACUACCUUGCAGAUGGAAUCUACCCUAACUGGGCUACGUUUGUGAAAUCCAUCCAUUGCCCCAAAGUCAAAAACAUCAGCUAUUUGCAAAAAAAAAAAAAAGAAUCAGCUAGGAAAGAUGUAGAAAGAGCGUUUGGCGUAUUACAGUCACGAUUUGCCAUAGUUAGAGGUCCAUCACGGAUGUGGUUCAAGGAAAUAAUCGGAGAAAUGUUACGAGCUUGCGUAAUAAUGCACAACAUGAUUGUCGAAGAUGAACGUGACUCAUACAUUAGUCAAUUUGAUUUCAUAGAUGAUGCUAAUUUCAGUAUAUCUAUGCCUGAAGUUUCUCGAAAUCAUCUUCCUAAGUAUGAAAAUUAUCUUCGAAGUCAUGCAAGAAUACGUAACCGGACUCACAACAAUCAAUUACAAGCGGAUUUGGUUGAAGAGAUUUGGAGCCGAUUUCAAGGAGAAGAAAACAAUGAUUAA
Molecule: messenger RNA, 1074 nt
Organism: Cynara cardunculus var. scolymus (artichoke)
Lineage: Eukaryota; Viridiplantae; Streptophyta; Magnoliopsida; Asterales; Asteraceae
Exons: 3
Coding region: 1-1074 (357 amino acids)
Source: RefSeq, a predicted model, not a curated record